AUUUUUUUGACAAGUUUGUAUUUUUCCAUCUCUUGUAGCUGAGCUUAGAUCGGCUUACUCUGUUCUCGUGUCCUUAAAGGAAUUAGGGUUUUUUGGUCUGCUUCGAUGGAUGUGGAUCAAGAGAUGGGUCAAACUCCUCCUCGAUUUGAUGGUGAACAAAUUUCAAUGAGUGAUAAUAACAAGGAGACUGAACCAGUCCCGGUUGAGAAAGAGGACUUAAGGGAAAACGGAUUAGAUAAGGAAGGUGAUGGUGAUCAUCAUGCGAAGUUAAAUGGCAACAGAAGCUCCUUUACUCCAGGGGGAACCGAUCUGAAUCAACUCCCGGCGAUUCCACCGGUUUCUAGUGGUCAAGGUUUGCCGUUUGCACCUGUCGAUUUCCCGAGCCCUGGCGAUGUUUGGACUUGGAGAGUUGGGAGGAGAGUGAAUAAUACCGGUUUCCAUAAGGAUCGGUUUCUCAUUCUACCGGAGAGGCUUAAGGGAAAGGACACACCCAAAUCUUUCGCAAGCAAAAACACUAUUUCGCAGUUUCUUGAAACGAAUUUCCCUGAUAUGGAUGCUAAUUCAUUCUUUGCAUCUUUUAGCUGGACUAUUCCGGCUUUGCUUCAGCCCGCAGAUAGAGUUGAUGCUGCGUCUUUGUUUGAAGAGACAUCCAAAGAAGGACAGAAUCAAGAUGAGAAUGCUGAGGGUGGGGAAAAAGAAGGAAGGACUUCGCGUUACAGCCAGAGGAAGAGGAAACUGGCGCAGGCACAGACUUCUGAACCUGUCGAACAGAAACCUAAAGAAACACCGCGAACUAGCAGUAGGAAAAAGACAGCCAUAACAACUCCAGCCACCAAACAGAAUUCAGCCCGGCAAUCCUCCUCGAGACGUUCCACAAGACAGCAACAAGGUGAUGUGGUUGAAUUGGACGAAGAAGACCAGCAACCAGAUGCAAAGAAGAACAGCAAGAGAAUGAAGAAACACAGAGGUAACUUUGCAGAGGAAGAGGAAGAAGCUUCGGUUCCUCAUAUCUAUGUUUCUUCUAUGAAUGGUGUCCUUGCGGUCUCCCAUGCUCCUGUGGAUAUAAACCCAGAAGAGUUUGACAGUUAUCUGAACUCUCUAGAUAACCUUCUUCAGCAACAGCCUUCAGAAGCGGGACAUGAGUCUUCAUCAUCUCUUCAUGUUAAUGCGAGCUCUCCAGUGAACGAAUAUGAAUGGGCAGAAGCUCGAAUGAAGCUUUCGUCGCUUCUGGAAAAAGAUUUCUCUUCCUUGUUCAUGUCUAAUGAAGCUGUAGAGAUAGCAAGCUUGGCAGCUAAACUCAAAAAAGAUCCAAGCCUUUCAGCUGAAGAAAUAGUGAGGUUGAAGCUAAUUGAAGAGAUUCCUACUUUCAGCGAAGUUUUUCAGGAGAACAAAAACGUGAUAGAAGAUGCAAACAGGUUCUUCUCCGCUCUCGAGCUUAACAAAGCCAAAGUCGCAUCUCUCAAGUACGAAUACAGCGACUUAAAGGAGAAGCUAGGCAAUAUCCAAACAGAAGUCGACACAAACUCCGAGUCAAUCCGCCAAAUUGAUGAGCAAAUCGCCCAGCUUCAAGCUAGAAGGACCGAGCUGACCCGAUGCAUCAGUAACAAAGAGAAAGAGAAGGUUGAUCUAAGAUAUGGUCAGAAGAUGGUUGCAAACUCAAUCCCUAAAGUGGUACAAGAAGUUCAAGCUGCUAACUCAAAGAAACCUGAUUGGGAAAUGAAGAAAGACAAUGCUCUUAAACGUGAAGCAGAGAUCCUCGAUAAAUUCUCCUCUCUCAAAGGAUUUUAUCUCUAAACCAUCAUAGGUUAUAUAUGCGUUGCAUAAGGCCAACAAAACUCCAGUAACGUAUAAAAAAAUUUCAUAAACUCUCUGCAACUCCAAUGUUAAACAAUAGCAACUAAAAAGA
Messenger RNA from Capsella rubella, 1906 nucleotides. RefSeq lists its product as uncharacterized. The transcript is spliced from 4 exons. NCBI's taxonomy places the organism in Eukaryota, Viridiplantae, Streptophyta, Magnoliopsida, Brassicales, Brassicaceae. The record is from RefSeq and is a predicted model, not a curated record. The coding region runs from base 106 to 1794 and encodes 562 amino acids.